This is a messenger RNA of Myxocyprinus asiaticus (Chinese sucker), 5531 nucleotides long. RefSeq names its product BEN domain-containing protein 3-like. NCBI's taxonomy places the organism in Eukaryota, Metazoa, Chordata, Actinopteri, Cypriniformes, Catostomidae. Gene Ontology annotation, biological process: rDNA heterochromatin formation. Gene Ontology annotation, molecular function: DNA binding. Bases 1964 to 4435 code for a protein of 823 amino acids. The transcript has 6 exons. The record is from RefSeq and is a predicted model, not a curated record. Gene Ontology annotation, cellular component: heterochromatin.
GAACAGUGGGUCAGAACCAGCUGUGUUUAGUUUGGACUCAGCACCUGUAGUAUUCCACAGACAGAUCAUAGGACCUGAAAGAUGGCAGCACCAGCUACAAAAGGCCCAGAAUAUGGCUAGACAGAUUGAUUACACAAAGUCAGAAGGAGAAGAAAGUGAAUGAGAAAGAAGGGGAGACAGAUGGAGGCAGUGACUGGGGUGGGGGGGCAGGAAGAGGAGGCGGACACAAGGAGCUCGGGUCGCCGUGGAAACUGGAUAUUAGGGGAUAGUGUGGCAAGUAUUUGUAGAGGAGACAGAGAGACGGUUUGACAGCAACAUCACACAAGAUUCUCCUUCAACAGGGCACAGACAGACAUAUCACACCCACACACACAUCAUAUGUCUCUUAUCAGCACAUAAACGUGAGACAUAUACUUUUCCAGUAUACACUCGCUGGUUUGUUUUUCAGUGUAAAAGUUUGAAACACAAAUUGGGGUAGGCCACGUGGUCACAUCGCUGUCUGGCAUACAGACAAUAUUAGGUAAAGCUUUUUAGUACAACAAAGACAAUGAAACACUGGACAAACAUAGAUAUGGACAUACACAGAAACAGCAUACAAACAUCAGGGCUUCCAGACAUCAGGGACACAGCCAGUUGAUGCCAUCUUAUACCUAUCCACAGCCUUGUCUCCUCCUCAUUUGGUUUCUCUGUCUCGCAGUAAGCCUUGUGUAUAAUUUUGCCUGGCACCACAGCGCGCCCUGUGCUUGCAGCCCUCAAUGGGCCGAGGCAUUUUCACUCACUGACCACUUUAUAAGGUACACCUAUACACCUACAUAUUAAUGCAAUUAUCUAAUCAGCCAAUCAAGUGGCAACAGUGCAAUGCAUUAAAUCAUACAGAUAUGGGUCAGGAGCUUCAGUUAAUGUUCACAUUAACCAUCAGAAUAGUGAAAAAAUGUGAUCUGAGUGAUUUCAACCGUGGCAUGAUUUUUGGUGCCAGACCUUUUUUAUUAAGUGUACAAAUGGUAGUAAAUACAUAAAUAGGCUUACUUGUCUUUCUAAACAAUAACAACUGAGGAGCUGCAACAGGUAAUUUCACCAUUAUAGAACAUUUAAUAUUAUUAGCAGUAGAUUUAAGCUGGCUCAAGAGGACAGGCACAUCUGCCCUGACCCUUUAUUUGAAUUCGUCCAAUGAGACUGAAGCACUGCGUGCGCACUGUGUGGAAGGUUACAAAAAUUGUCAUGUGUGCAACUGUGCAAAAUGGAGGCGACAGCCUUGAUGAUGUCACUUUCUGCGUGCAAGCAAGUGGAUGCGUUAAGUAUUAACCAGGCUUUUGUGAGAGCAGGUCUCUUCUGCUGUUUUUAACUCUAGGCCCCCAAAGGCUUUUUUAGCAUAACACAUCUGUGAAUUCAUUUGGUAAAAAAGGCCUGCAGCAAAACAUGUUUGUACAGAACAGUGGAGGACUACAAGACCACUUGCUGAGCGAAGGGGGAGUGUGGAAUUUUUUGUUUUGUUUUUCUGGGCUAAAUGUAUACAGUGUUAAGUACAUUUAUAUAUUCAAUAUAAACACAUAUUAGCAUACUGUAUAUAUUAGGAUAGUUCACCCAAAAAUAAAAAUUCUGUCAUUAUUUACACACCUUAUUUUGUUCCCUGCCAAUAUGAAUUUUUCUCUUAAUAAAAAAAGAGAUGUUGGGGACUAACAGUCUCAGUCACCAUUUACUUUCAUUUUAUAGAAUACAAUGAAAGUGAAUGGUCUCUGAGACUGCCAGUCUUUAAAAUUCGAGUGAUAUUAAAAUUUCUCCUCCUGCCUUUCUUGCAUCUUCUGCAGCUCUGGGGCCUUAUAAAGAUGGAAAGAGGCGUUAGCCAGGCGCUAGACCUGUGCAGUUACCACGGCAACAAAGCCUUAGAGGCCAUGAAGUGUUUCCUGCCCUCAGAGGCUCGGUCAGCGCUGGAAAACCUGCCCUGCGCCAUCACCAAGUUCUGAAGAUGAUUACACUGGACGUAAAUGACAUGAGCUCCUCUGUGUGCGUGGUGAAUGCAGACGGACAAGCACCUGAUCAAAAAGUUAAAGUUGAGAAAGAUGCAAAUGUUAUUGAAAACACAGAGGGAAAGAUGGAGAGCUUCUUUCAGCGCAUUACGAAACGAUCAGCCACAUACACAGGUCCUGAUGGUCUUACAACAGAGGUGGAACGUUCCAAUUGCAGGAAGAGAGUCAAGGUGACAGCACAGACUGGAGAACAUCUCCUAGAUAGCAGUUCAGAUGAUGGAAGCAGGUCCUACUCUCACAGUCACAGAUUAUCUCCACAGGAGCAGAUUCCUAUCUCCUCAUACAGGAAACCACUCUACAGCAUCACACAUCGCAUUUCUGAGCGUAAAGCCGCAUCAAAUCUGGACCAGCAUGGAGUUCACAAUGGAGCCAGAGCAAGCCAUAAUGGUAUACACUUCCAAACACUGGGCAGUUCUGGAAAGCAUCACAUGUUUAAGGCGCCCCCUGGUGUGGGGGUCACAGGGUCUCCUGCUGCCUUGGAUUCUCACCUCUACCCGCUCAUUGAGAAGAUGUUCUUCCUCCUCAACACGCUGAAUUCCAGUAUGGCUCAGCUGCAUAGUAAGGUGGAUUUGCUCUCGCUGGAAGUGACACGCAUCAAAAAGCAGAUGAAGCCCUCUGAGAUGAAUAUGGAAUUCCAGCCACCUCCUGAAUACCAGCUGACCAGUGAUGAGCUGACCCAGUUGAUGGAGCAAACGUCCACUGCAGGCGAGCUGGGCUGCAGGCUGCUCGUUCAGCUGUUCCCAGAACUUUUCACAGCAAAGGAAUGCACACACGGCUGCAGCUCGUGCGGCCUGGCAAUGGAACGCACAUUAGACUCAUUGCACCUUCAGCUACUACGAAACUAUGUGGAAGUCUGCUAUCCACUGGUGAAAAAUGAAAACAUCUGGCAGACAGAGUGCCUGCUGCAGAUCAAUGAUUUCUUUAAUCGUUUCUGGGCUCAGAAAGACAUGGAGAGUGGUCAGGUGUGUAGUAAACAGGUUAUCGGGUUUGACAUGGAACAGAAUCACCGUUCUCAUUUCAUCAAUGAAGAUGUGCAGGAUGAAAAUCUUUCCCUGAACUCUGCAGAGAACAACAAAAUUCAUCCUAACAAUGUCAACUCAGACAUAGUGUUUGACCACCAGGAGUCUGCUGAUGACUCUGUAGACUUAACCUCCCCCGAAGACCUCGUAAUUUUCCUGUUGAACAGACUCUUUCCAGAGGUGUUUGAGGAGGGUAAGUUGCCAGAGGGCCACAACAGCAUUGGAGAGUUGAUCAUUGACUCAGACAGACUAGAGAUUAUACGAAAAUACAUGGAGGCCAAUUUCCCUGACGUCCCAGAGGACAACUGGCUGCAGUUGUGCAUACAGCGCAUGGAGGAAGCAUUGGAGAAUGCUUCAGCCAAUGGCAGUGGUUGUGACAGUAACCAAGAUGACAACAUCUCCAUUGUUAAGAUCACUGACCUCUGUGAUUACGAGAAGACAAAUUGCAGGUCUAAGAAAUCAUGGUUGGAGCCUGUGGAUUUCGACAACCUGGAGAUUCCUCCUCCAGACUUCGAUGUUCCACUGGAGUAUUUACUCACAAAGGAACAGCUAAGGAACAACUACGAAUGCAGUUUAUCCAUCGGGAAUUUUGCCUCCCGUCUCCUGGUUCUCAUGUUCCCUGAGCUCUUCACUUAUGAGAAUGCACGAAAACACUACAACUGCAGCGGCUCUCUGGGGAAGAAACAGCUGGAUCCCGUAAGGGUCAAUCUCAUCCGAUAUUACGUCCAGCUGUUGUACCCACGGGCUAGGAAUGACCGUAUCUGGACCCUUGAGUUUGUUGGCAAAUUGGAUGAGCGCUGUAGGCGACGGGAUACUGAUCAACGCCGCUCAUAUCAGCAACAACGGAAGUCCUAUUCACCUGAACAAGAGCCUGACCCGAAAGACUCGCUAACUGCUGGCCAAAUCAAUGUUCUCACCUCAGAUCGUUUGAAAGAGGAUUUUGAAGUCCUACCUUUACCCCUGGAGAAAAGCAGUAAAGACUUCUGCAAGAUUCCUCUUGAGGACCUCUCAGUAUCGAACCCAGAUUUCCCAGUGCCUUCCGACUACCUGCUCACGGAUGCUGAAGUGAGGGAGAUUGUCCAGCAGAGUCUGUCUGUUGGGAAUUUUGCCGCCCGCCUUCUCGUUCGUCUCUUCCCGGAGCUUUUCACGCAGGAAAAUUUACGGCUGCAGUACAACCACUCGGGGGCCUGCAACAAGAAACAGCUGGACCCUGUGCGUCUCCGACUUAUUCGCCAUUAUGUGGAGGCUGUUUACCCUGUAGACAAAAUGGAGGAGGUGUGGCACUACGAAUGCGUGCCAAGCAUUGACGAGCGCUGCAGGCGCCCUAAUCGCAAGAAAUGUGACAUUCUCAAGAAGGCAAAGAGAUCGAACAACACUGUGACUUAUUCCUAACAAUGUUCCUGCAAAGUGCGGUCAUGCUUUCCUGUAUUUUACACAAUAUAGUUGUUAUUUGCACAAGUCCAUAAGCUGAAGCAUAUUAAUUAAUCUUGUCCUUGUUUUAGGUCCAGUUUGAAUCUUUUGGCCUGAAACAAGAUGGGCAUGUAGGUGACAGAAAAGUUUGUGAUUGAGGCCACCAUCAUCUGACAAUGAUAUAUUAGUAAUAAUAUUUAUAUGCCAAAUAAUUAUUGAUGUAAUUAUAAUAUCUAAUAGAUAAGCUACAGUAGCCUUAAUCAACUUAAAUGUAAACAUUAAAGGGAUAGUUUACCACAAAAUGAAAAUUCUCUCAUCAUUUACUCACCCUCAUGCCAUCCCAGAGCAGAGCACAAACGAAGAUUUUUAGAAAAAUUUCUCUGUAGGUCCAUACAAAGCAAGUGAAUGGUGAUCAGACCUUUGUAGCUUUGUAAUCCAUUUGACUCCAGUGUUUAAAUCCAUAUCUUCAGAAGUGAUAUGAUAGUUGUGGGUGAGAAACAGAACAAUAUUUAAGUUCUUUUUUUUUUACUCUAAAUCUCCACUUUAACAGAUGAGAAAGUGAUACUAAACAGGCACCUCAUGUGACUUUCAGAUGUAAAAGUGAAAGUGGCGAUUUGGAGUAAAAAAAAAAUGGAUUUAACCACUGGAGUCUUAUGGAUUUCUUCUAUGUUUCUAUUAUGUGAUUUUUGGAGCUACAAAGGUCUGAUCACCUGUAUGGACCGACAAGAGCUAGAUAUUCUUUUAAAAAUCUUUGUUUGUGUUCUGCUGAAGAAAAAGUCAUACACAUCUGGGAUGGCAUGAGGGUGAGUAAAUGAUGAGAGAAUUUUCAUUUUAUGGUGAACUAUCCAUUUAAGAUCUUUUAAAACAAUAUAGGUCACUUUAGUUUGGGGUGGGGGUUGAAGAUCGCUAUAUAUUUUUGUUUUUAGUUGUAGCAAUGUUGCAGCACUGGCUUUUUAUAAUUAUGAACUUACUGAUGUAUGUCCUGCCUUACAGGAAGUCAAUCUUUUUCAUCUGUACUAAAUGAUAGCAACAGGUUAUGUGUUAUAUAUUUUUAAAUAAAAACACACUUCCUAGCAGA